AUGAAGCCAUUUUCGUGUGAAAUCUGUUCAAAGGCAUUCCGUCAGCAGGGAACCUUGAAGGAACAUGUGAGAGUCCAUACUGGCGAAAAGCCCUACUCAUGCGACUAUUGUUUAAAAGCGUUUUCCAGAGCUUUGCAUUUGAAGACGCAUAUAAGAAUCCAUACUGGCGAGAAGCCGUAUUCGUGCGAUUAUUGUUCAAAAACAUAUUCUUUUCUUUCAGACUUAAAGAGACAUACAAUAGGCCACACGGGCAAAAAGCCUUUUUCGUGCGAACAUUGCUUGAAGGCAUUUCCUACAAAGUCUGAGUUAAAGAAACAUACAAGAGUCCAUACCGGCGAAAAGCCAUUUGCGUGUGACUAUUGUUUAAAAACGUUUUCUCAAAAGUCAAUACUACAGACACAUAUGAAAGUCCAUACUGGUGAAAAGUCCCAUUUAUGUGAGUUUUGCCCAAAGACUUUUGCCAACGCUUCACAGUUAAGGAAUCAUACGAGAAUCCAUACUGGCGAGAAGCCAUUUUCGUGUGAGAUCUGUUCGAAGACAUUCCGUCAACGUGGAACCUUGAAGGAACAUGUGAGAGUCCAUACUGGCGAAAAACCCUACUCGUGUGACUAUUGUUCAAAAACAUAUUCCAAUCUUUCAGACUUAAAGAGACACAUAAUAGGCCAUACUGGCAAGAAGCCUUUUUCGUGCGAGCAUUGCUUAAAGACAUUUGCUACAAGUCCUGAGUUGAAGAAACAUAUAAGAGCCAAACAUCUCCUGCGAAAAGCCACAUAG
Uloborus diversus is the source of this 774-nucleotide messenger RNA. RefSeq names its product zinc finger protein 271-like. Gene Ontology annotation, biological process: regulation of transcription by RNA polymerase II. Gene Ontology annotation, molecular function: RNA polymerase II cis-regulatory region sequence-specific DNA binding; DNA-binding transcription factor activity, RNA polymerase II-specific. The transcript is spliced from 2 exons. Bases 1 to 774 code for a protein of 257 amino acids. Gene Ontology annotation, cellular component: nucleus. The record is from RefSeq and is a predicted model, not a curated record. Lineage: Eukaryota; Metazoa; Arthropoda; Arachnida; Araneae; Uloboridae.